Fusarium venenatum is the source of this 1254-nucleotide messenger RNA. RefSeq lists its product as uncharacterized. Gene Ontology annotation, molecular function: protein binding. The record is from RefSeq and is a predicted model, not a curated record. Lineage: Eukaryota; Fungi; Ascomycota; Sordariomycetes; Hypocreales; Nectriaceae.
AUGGCUGCAUUCAAUCAUCAACCUCCGGCACUUGAGUUCGCCAACUUUACCUACACAGACCUCCCAUCUGAAUCUUCAAUUCGCCUUCUUUCAUGCAUUCGAAGACCCCGCCAACUCUCACCACCUUCAAUCUUAGGUGAACCCCUGCUCGAAUAUGUUUUAGAGACAUUCGAAAUCGACUCUGCCCCUCAAUUCGAUUUGAUCUCUUCAACAUGGGGAAACCCAAACAGUGCUCACCCAGGUGACAUUGACGCAUAUGGAUCUAUGCAUCGCUACCCCAUCGCUGUCAAUGGAAAGAUUAUAUUUGUCACGAGAAACAUCUACGAAGCACUGCAGAUGGCCAAGAGUGUCAAUGAUCCUAUUGGUCAUCGCGACGAUGUGUUUGGCGAGACUGAAUUGAUCCGCGCUAUCGAGUAUAAUCAUUUACCCAAAGUGCGCGAGUUGCUUCAGGAGGGAGCUCACGUCCAUGCCCAGGAUUGUUUUGGAAAGACUGCAAUUCAUCACGCAGCCGAGAAUGGUCAUUUUGAGAUUGUCAGUAUCUUACUUGACUAUGGCGCUAGCAUGGAUGUAAUUGAUUCACAUGGUCGUACCCCACUCGACUAUUUCCCACACAUGGGCUCUAAACAAUGGAACCAAGUUGAGGAGAUAGCUUACAAGAUGCAUCAACCUCCAGAGGCUAGAGAACUCAUUCCUGUCCCCGAGGUUGUUCGCGUUGGAAGACCAAUGUGGAUUGAAGCCAUUUGCAUUGACCAGACCAACGAUGGAGAAAAGAGCAGUUGUUCUGAGAUGAAAGGACAAAUUUAUCGCCGUGCUCACUCUGUCGUGGCUUGGGUCGGAGUUUCGGACAACGAAACUCAACUUGGUCGACAAGUCAUCAUUUCGUUUCUUUUAAACAAUAAGCAAAGGUCUCCGGAUCACACCAUGUCUGACGAUGGUUCACCAAUUUCUGAGUCAGGAAGUCCAACCCUCUCCAGUAAGGAAAAGUCUUGCAUCACGCAGUUAUUGAGACGCUCCUGGUUUGAGCGCUCAGACUUGAUCGACGAAGUAGCUUUUGGAAGAGCAAUUUCUGUUUAUUGCGGAACGGAUUCUAUUCCUUUAUCUGAUAUUUUGGAAUUUCUUAGGAGAAACGCUGAUGAUGGGGUUUUGCCUUUGGACUUGCAAGUAUGGUCUUUGCUUGGAAGUAGGAGUUCGAAGAAGCGGAGAUCUUAUGGAUCAGGAGGGAACCAGAAGAGAACAAGACGAGAUGACGACUGA